GCGCAGAAGAAGCACUGUCUCUGCUUUUGCCAUUUUCCAUUCCUCCUGAUUCUCAAGCGAUUUUUAGGUUGUUUUUUUUUUAACUUAUUUGUACUCGCACAUACGUUGGUUGGACUCGUGUGUUGGGCUUCUAGUGUUUCUUGGUCAGCAUGGCAGUCGUCAUCCGUUUACAGGGACUGUCAAUAGCAGCUGGUUCUCAGGACAUUCGCAAGUUCUUCAGUGGCCUUAGAAUUCCAGAUGGGGGAGUGCAUAUAGUUGGAGGCGAGUUAGAUGAAGCAUUCAUCAUUUUUGGUUCCGACGAGGAUGCAAGAAUUGCCAUGACUAAAUCCGGUAAUUAUAUCAAAGGCUCACCUGUUAAAUUGCUGCUGAGCAGUAAAACAGAAAUGCAAAAUGUACUGGAAAGAAGUUCUAUGAAUUUGGGCAUGGACCAAAGAAAAAUGCUAAAUGACAAACCAAGACAUAUGAAGAUGGAAGAAAUGAGGGGCCCCAGGCGUUCAGCAGAUCAUGGAAGGCCUUCAGGCAGAUUGGGCUAUUCUCCACCGAUACAGCACAGAAGGGCUUCGGGCUUUGAAAAGGAAAGACAACUGAUGCUGCGCGGGAUGCCCUUCUCUGUCACUGAGAAAGAUGUGUUAAAGUUCUUUGAGGGUUUGGCUGUAGAAAAAGUGGUUCUUAUGCAGAACAAUCGUGGACAAAACAAUGGGAAUGGCCUUGUAGCAUUUGCAUCAAAGGAAGAUGCAAACCAUGGGCUAAAGAGACACAAGCAAUACAUUGGUACAAGAUUUGUUGAGAUCUAUACACUAAAAGAAUGGCAACAGGUUUCUGGGGAAAUACCACUGGGUGCAUCUCUGUCUGGUAUGUCUCAGAGGCAGCAGCAACCGCCACCUCGCAGUCAGGAGGAUUCACAAUACCAUGGAAGAUCAAGGUCCCCUUUAGUCCGUGGCUCUUCACCUUCAAGUGGUGAAUACUGUGUUCUUUUGGACAAUCUGUCCUUUUCAGCAGAAAAACAUGACAUCAUGAAGUUUUUCUCUAGAAUCAGACUUGGAAGUGAUCAGAUUCUCUACUUACUGAAUGGCAGUGGAUCAAGAACAAGACGUGCAUUUGUGCUUUUUAAAAGUCUACAGGAUUACCGUGAUGCUUUGGAUCGAGACAACCGAACAAUGGCGAAUCGAAAUAUUAGUAUUCGUCCAAUCUCAAGAGAAAAAAUGAUCAGGCUUCUGGAAGAUCAGAAGCUCAAUCCUACCAGUGACAAAAACAGCAUCCAUAUAAGGUCCCUACCAUUUGAUGUGAGGAAAGUUGAGGUUAUGGAUUUCUUUAUUGGAUUUGAUGUGGCUGAAGAAGAUGUUAUCCUCCGGCGAGAUCAUAAAGGAAAUGGCCUUGGUGAGGCUAUAGUUUCAUUUAAGACAGAAGAGGAGGCUAUGGAGGCCCUCUCACUCAAUGGACGAAGGUUUCUGGGGUCGGAGGUACGCUUACGGGGAGUUUCACAGUCUGAAAUGCAGGACUUGAUUAACCCAAAGUCUUUCAGAGAAGAUCGCUAUCCGGAGAGGAACUUUGAAGGUUCCUUUGUUCCAGACAUGGAGUUUCUUCCAAAAAGACCACUUAGAGAGGAGCGACCUCGUGUCUCUAGGGACUUAACACGAGGCUCACAUAGUGAAGGCAGAGAGAGUACACGUGGUGGGGCCAGGCUCUCCGGUCAUGAUGGUCCUACCUGUAUAAAGCUUAUCAACCUACCAUUUAACAUAAAAGUAGAAGAUGUUUAUGACUUUUGCUAUGGCUAUAAAAUAAUCCCUGGGUCUGUUUCACUGCAGUAUGAGAAGAAUGGGGCUUCAAAAGGCACUGCAACUGUGGUGUUUGAGUCCCGGCAGGAGGCUCUGACAGCCAUUGAUGAUCUUACUGGUAGACCAAUUGGCCAAAGAAAAAUUCAACUUGUAUUUCUAUAAAAACACAUGUAUUUUUGUCAUCUGGAAAACACAAAAAGUGUUGCUCUUUGCAUAUGUAAAUCUGUGUGCCAUAAAUGUACUUAUGGAAGAUGCUUUUCUUUUGUAAAAUAGGUGAUUUUGUGAAAUUGUCUUGAAAUAAGGAAGGAAAAAAUUAAAUCUUCUGAAAGU
Messenger RNA from Periophthalmus magnuspinnatus, 2105 nucleotides. It is a transcript of the gene rbm12bb, whose product is annotated as RNA binding motif protein 12Bb. Gene Ontology annotation, molecular function: RNA binding. Gene Ontology annotation, biological process: regulation of RNA splicing. The transcript has 2 exons. Lineage: Eukaryota; Metazoa; Chordata; Actinopteri; Gobiiformes; Gobiidae. Gene Ontology annotation, cellular component: nucleoplasm; ribonucleoprotein complex. Bases 150 to 1937 code for a protein of 595 amino acids. The record is from RefSeq and is a predicted model, not a curated record.